AUGACGGCAGCUCAGACAUACUCUCCAGUCCCAGACGAGAAAGCGCAGAACAUACUAAGGUUAGUCCAGAGUGCUACAAAGUCAAAGAACAUCAGAAAAGGGAUAAACGAGUCGACAAAGUGCCUCAACAAGGGAAGAGCUCUUCUGGUUGUCAUAGCAUGCGAUGCAGAGCCCCAAGAGAUAACGGCGUUCCUACCCGUCAUAUGUGAAGAUAAAGGCGUCCCUUUCGUUCAUGUUCCCUCCAAGAAUGCCCUUGGCGUGGCAUGCGGCAUCCAUAGGCCGAUUGCCGCAUGUACAAUCUACCUACCAAAGGAGGCGGAGUCUCUACGCCUGGAAGAGAAGAUCAGAGAAGCCUUGAGGUGA
This is a messenger RNA of Encephalitozoon hellem ATCC 50504, 363 nucleotides long. RefSeq names its product 50S ribosomal protein L7Ae. The transcript has a single exon. The coding region runs from base 1 to 363 and encodes 120 amino acids. Gene Ontology annotation, cellular component: ribonucleoprotein complex; nucleolus. Gene Ontology annotation, biological process: ribosome biogenesis. The record is from RefSeq and is a predicted model, not a curated record. NCBI's taxonomy places the organism in Eukaryota, Fungi, Microsporidia, Unikaryonidae. Gene Ontology annotation, molecular function: RNA binding.